Messenger RNA from Brachypodium distachyon (stiff brome), 1903 nucleotides. RefSeq names its product COP9 signalosome complex subunit 1. Gene Ontology annotation, cellular component: COP9 signalosome. The transcript has 6 exons. Bases 296 to 1627 code for a protein of 443 amino acids. The record is from RefSeq and is a predicted model, not a curated record. Lineage: Eukaryota; Viridiplantae; Streptophyta; Magnoliopsida; Poales; Poaceae.
AAGAAACAGUAAGCAGAGCGUGUCAUCAAAGUAUAAAAGGCCAUCUUGGCCCACUAUUAGCCCAGUGAACAUUUGGGCCGUUUGUACGCGGGCCAGAUGACUAUUCACCGGACCCAUCGAGAAGAACCAAACCCAGCCCAAUGUAAAUUCACAUGAAAUAAAACCAAUACGAUCUGUCUAUUUCCAAACCCAAGCCCCCUUCUUCCGCUUCUCGCCUUGUCCGGUUCUCCCCCCUCCGCUUCCCCCUCUCUCUCUAGGGUUUUACCCCAAGCCCUAGCGCGAUCCGGCAGCAAGCAUGGACGUGGAGGGCGAGGUCUCGGCGGCGGCGGCCGCUGCGGUGACGAACGGCCUGGGCGGCGCGGAGCCCUCCCCGGCGCCGCUGUCCGCCGAGCAGCUCGACGUGGAGGCGUACGCGGCGCAGUACUCGGGCCGGACACGCCUGCUGCGCCUCCUGUUCAUCGCCGAGAGGUGCGGCGUGGAGGCGGUCGAGCUCGAGGCGCUGCGGAUGGCGUUCGACGAGGCCAGGAAGCGCGAUGACACGCUGCUCUACCGCGACGCCGCGCACAGGAUCAAGGGCCGCCUCGGCCCGGCCUACCGCUACGACCAGGCGUGGGUCGACUCCGUACACCGCCGCGCCGAUCAGCGCAAGGAGAAGCUCGACAACGAGCUCAACGGAUACAGGACCAACCUUAUCAAAGAGAGCAUCAGAAUGGGUUAUAACGACAUUGGUGACUUCUACUAUGCUCAUGGCCAGCUGUCAGACGCAUUCAAGAACUAUAUCCGGACACGUGACUAUUGUACGACUUCCAAGCAUGUAGUUCAGAUGUGUAUGAAUGUUAUUCUGGUUAGCAUUGAGUUGGGACAGUUUGCACAUGUUACCAAUUAUGUCAGCAAAGCAGAGCAAACCCCAGACACCUUGGAUGGUAUCCCUCUCGCAAAAUUGCGAGCAGCUGCAGGAUUAGCCUACUUGAAAACAAAGAAAUAUAAACUUUCUGCCCGUAAGUUUCUUGAGACAGGACCUGAGCUAGGAAGCAACUAUUCUGAAGUCAUAGCUCCGCAAGAUGUGGCUGUCUAUGGUGCCCUUUGUGCACUUGCUUCUUUUGAUCGUUCAGACCUGAAGAGCAAAGUUAUUGACAAUGUUAACUUCCGUAAUUUUCUGGAGCUGGUGCCUGAAGUAAGGGAGCUGGUCAAUGAUUUCUAUUCUAGUCGCUAUGGAUCAUGCUUGGAGCACCUUGAGAAGCUAAAGCCAAAUCUCCUUCUGGAUAUUCAUCUGCAUGAACAUCUGGAGACUCUGUACAAGGAUAUUCGCCACAAAGCUAUCAUACAGUACACACUUCCAUUUAUAUCUGUUGAUCUUAACACAAUGGCUGAUGCUUUCAAGACCUCUGUGUCCUUGUUGGAGAAAGAGCUGGCUGCACUGAUCACUGAGAACAAAAUACAGGCUCGAAUUGAUUCCCACAACAAGAUUCUGUAUGCAAGGCAUGCUGACCAAAGAAAUGCAACUUUCCAACGCGCCCUCCAAACCGGCAACGAGUUUGAGACAGAUGUUAAGGCUAUGCUUCUGAGGGCUAACCUCAUCAGACAUGAUUUCAACCAAAGAGCUGCCUCUGGACAAAGGAAGAUAUGAACUUCUGAUGCUGAAGAAUGGCUGUCUGCUUCUCCUUUUGGAAAUAGCUUUUCUUUUGGCAACAAAGGGUGCUUGGCCCAUAGAGAGGAUUCGGUGAUGAACUGCCCUGGUGGCUGAGCAAUCUAGUUUGUUUGGAUGCACAUCCUUUUUGUUUGCUCUUAGCUAAUGUUCCUGGCGUAAACGGUUCUGAACAGUUAUGCAUCUGGAGAUAUGAUAUACAGAUCUACCAUGUUUGUUUUUAGUCCAAUCUUAAGAUCUGAAGUGUUUGAAUGCUUA